Molecule: messenger RNA, 3188 nt
Organism: Alosa sapidissima (American shad)
Lineage: Eukaryota; Metazoa; Chordata; Actinopteri; Clupeiformes; Clupeidae
Product: transcription cofactor HES-6-like
Exons: 5
Coding region: 1176-1856 (226 amino acids)
Biological process (GO): anterior/posterior pattern specification; regulation of transcription by RNA polymerase II; regulation of neurogenesis
Cellular component (GO): nucleus
Molecular function (GO): RNA polymerase II cis-regulatory region sequence-specific DNA binding; DNA-binding transcription factor activity, RNA polymerase II-specific; protein dimerization activity
Source: RefSeq, a predicted model, not a curated record
CAUUCACACUUUAACUGUGACCCCCCCACACACACACUCGACAUCUGCAGUCGCCAUGCCGUCUGCACACAUGAGAUCCUAGGUCAGUGCGCACCUGCCGUUUUUGACCUCGGUGCUCUUAGACCCCCGCCUCUUUCUCUCUGUCUCUCUCUCUCUCUUUCUCACACACACACACUUCCUCGUCGUUCACAUGUACACACGCACGCUGCACGCAUGCACACACUCAUUAAGUCUGGAUCAAUGCUGCUUUUGUGAGUCGUAAUUUCCCACGCUUGGGCGCGCGCCUGCCAGUCGCGUGGCUCCACAUUCUCCAACACCUCUACUCAUAGAUCUGAACACAGAGAGAGGGAGAGAGAGAGAGAGAGAGAGAGAGAGAGAGAGAGAGAGAGAGAGAGAGAGUGGUCUGAUAUUGUUCUUCGUCUUGUGCGCUGAUCUGUGUGUGGCAUGUCCUACAGUCAUCUAGUUCUCGUGUGGAGCAGCUGUCACACAGCGAGACUACCGGACACACCUGCAGGACACACCCGUCCACUCCUGACUGAAACAAUUUAACAAUAAUGAAGAAAAGCUCUUUCCCGUGGUGUUCAGUUAGCAGAUUAAUUUGGCAAAGUUUUCAGACUUUGCCCGUCAAUCAAAUUAGGCCUUAUAGGCUAGUGUUUCCUGCUUGUUGGGUUUGAGUUGAGUUGAUGUUCCUAAAUGCCAGUGCUUUUCAAAUGAGAAAAGAGAAAUGAGCGCAACCGAUGAUAUAUGAAGGAAUUUGCUUGUAGAUUUUUUUUUACUCUUACAUUACAUUUGGCUCUAAAAGUUUUGAAAGUGGGAAAGCAGCUAGUGUUUAUAGUUGGUAGCCUUGAUGAUUUUUUUAGUUCAUAAGCCUGGUAGCAGUAUGCGAGAGACAGUUGGCCCGUGUGUGCGACGGCCUGCAGCCUGCCGGACACCUGUCGCUGUCUCGAGGGAGACCUUCAUCUCGAUGCACAUUCAGCUGCAGCUGGCAAAUGUCGGCAUCGUGUUACACACACACACACUCACUCACUCUCUCUCGCUAGUAGUAGUUGUGUGGACAAUCCAAGCUGAGGUUGUCGCGCGGACAAUGGAGUGAGCCGUGAUUGGCUGACAGCAGUGGUGGCCAAGUAGCCUACUGUGUUUGCGCCCGCGCCAGUGCACGCCGAGACGGGAUUCAAAUGCUAAUGAGUAGAGGAACGGACUGGCGCGAGCCAUACGCAGCUAUGGGACCCUCGGCCCGUGCCCCUGGCGCAGAGGAUGGCGGCUACGGCAUCAAACACGACAGAAAGACUCGGAAGCCACUUGUGGAGAAAAGAAGACGCGCGCGCAUCAACGAGAGUUUGCAGGAGCUUCGGAUGCUGCUCACGGACAGCGAGUUAUCAGCGAAGAUGGAGAACGCAGAGGUUCUAGAGAUGACGGUGAAACAGGUGGAACAGAUUCUCCAGAGUCGCACUCAAGAGGGUGGUCAGAUGGGUGAGCGCUACGCCGCCGGGUACAUCCAGUGCAUGCACGAGGUCCACAGCUUCCUGUCCUCCUGCCCCGGACUGGACGCCACGCUGGCCGCCGAGCUGCUCAGCCACCUGCUGGAGUGCAUGCCACUGCACCGGGAAGGACUCGAGCACACACUCAACGACACACUCAGCGACACACUCACAGACACACUAAGCGACACACUGACCGAUGUGCUCGCAGACACUCUCAGCAGUGCGAUGCCAGCGCACCAGCUGACGGGCAUGGUGAUGGCGCCCCCUGCUGGCUCUGGUGAGGAAGAGGAAGAGGAGGAGAGCGGCUCAGAGGAAGAGGAUUCAGACGCCUUCCAACCUGCACCACUAGCUCAAGACAUGUGGAGGCCAUGGUAGAGGUGUGUGUGUAUGUGCGAGUGUGAGUGUGUGUGUGUGUGUGUGUGUGUACAUUACGACCUACUUAGGCGAGUGUGUAUGUCUCUGUGUAUGUGUCUGUGCAUUAGGACUCACUUGGAUGAGUGUCUGUGUGUGUGUGUGUGUGACAGUAAACAUUCCUCCCGAUGCCUUAAGAGAUACUAGCACCCAUGGGUUUAGCUCCUUUGUUAGUAUGGGCAGGUAAGAGAUGCUAAGAGAUGCUAGCACCCUGUAGUAAGAGAUGCUAUGAGAUGCUAGCACCCUGUAGUAAGAGAUGCUAAGAGAUGCUAGCACCCUGUAGUAAGAGAUGCUAUGAGAUGCUAGCACCCUGUAGUAAGAGAUGCUAAGAGAUGCUAGCACUCUGUAGUAAGAGAUGCUAAGAGAUGCUAGCACCCUGUAGUAAGAGAUGCUAAGAGAUGCUAGCACCCUGUAGUAAGAGAUGCUAAGAGAUGCUAGCACCCUGUAGUAAGAGAUGCUAAGAGAUGCUAGCACCCUGUAGUAAGAGAUGCUAUGAGAUGCUAGCACCCUGUAGUAAGAGAUGCUAGUACCCGGGGAACAUAGGGAUGACCCCCACCCUGGAGUAAAAGCUAGCACCCUGGAGUAAAAGCUAGCAUCCAUGGGUUUUAGCUCCUUUUGGUAGAGCUUCGGGCUCAGCUGUGCAGUCGGUCAAACGGACACAAUACAGUUACAUGUGCAGGAUUGACUUGGACAACUGUGUCUGUGUGUUUGUUUGCAGCACUGACUUUGAAGAGUGUGUAUGUGUGCAUUAGGUCUUACUUUGCUAUGUGUGUGUGUACACACAUUCAUUAGGCCUUAAUUUGCUGAGUGAGUGUGUGUGUGUGCAUCAGGUCCUCGACGAGUGUGCGUGUUUGGCAUUAGGUCCCCGAUAAGUGAGUGUGUGUGUGUGUGUGUGUGUCAUGCGCGCAUUAGGUCCUCAAUGAGUAUGUGUAUGUGCAUUAGACCUUACUUUCCCUAGUUUGUGUGUAUGAGUGUAUGCAUUAGGUCAGUUACUUUGGUGUGUGUGUGUGUGUGUAUUACUGACUGGAGCACAUGGGACACGGAAGCUGCUGGAAUAACAGGAAGCAUUACUGUGCAGAUGGGAUCAGCACUUGUUGCACUAAGAACAAACAUGGAGUCUUUUAGAUAGUGUAUUAUUACUGCACACACACACACACUCAUUGAAGUAACACCUAAUGCACACACACACACAGUGUAUUAUUACUGUGACUUGUUUACGUUGACGGCUUCACUAUUGUUGUUAUUAAUAUUAUUAUUGAAGGGAUAUGUCUGAGGAAUAAAGUCAUUUGAUAGUAA